Messenger RNA from Anas platyrhynchos (mallard), 8821 nucleotides. NCBI's taxonomy places the organism in Eukaryota, Metazoa, Chordata, Aves, Anseriformes, Anatidae. The record is from RefSeq and is a predicted model, not a curated record.
CCUCCCGGCGGAGAGGCAGAGGGAGACCGAGACCCGCGGGGAGACGGCGGCAGCCGGGCUGCCGGGCGGCAGGAGGAGGAGGGGAUUAAAAUACUACUAAUAAUAAUAAAUUAGGAAUAAAUAAAUAAUAAAGAUAAAAAAGUGAGGGAAGGGUGGAAGGAAGGUGCUUCAACUUCUGCUCUCCCUGCCCGGCAAGGGAUUGCAGUGGCUUAGAGCUGCGAGCGAAGCGAGGAGCUGCGGGGCUCAGUUGAGGAUCUGUGUGUGACACCAGGGAGGACAGGAGCCCUUGCCUUACCUUAUGCUCCAGAGCCUUUAACCCACGCACAGGCACAGUGGGCCAGAUCCCCAUGCUGCUGAAAUAAGCCACCACCAUCACACAUCAUGUCUGCAUUUAGAGGGGUGAAGCUGAACGCAGGCUGAAUUGUUCCCUGUGACGAAGGACAGGAGGUGCUUGGUGGUCAGGAGCUACAAACAGCUUCGCAGCAAGGCUUCACAACCUCUUGGCUGCACCCUUUAAUCAUGACUACAUUUCAGAUAGGCUAAAAGGAAUCUGAGAAGAUCAUGGGGAAUUCAUAUGCGGGGCAACUAAAAUCUGCCCGUUUUGAAGAAGCUCUUCAUAACUCCAUAGAAGCUUCUCUGAGAUGUAGUAGCGUUGUCCCACGGCCGAUCUUCUCACAGCUGUACUUGGAUCCUGACCAGCCUCCUUUCUUGCCGGAAGGUAACCAUGAAAAUGUGAAGCCAAAGGUGGAAGAGUUGGAUAAAGAGUUAGUCCAUCGCUACUCGCAAAAUGGAAACCUGGACUUUUCUGCCAACCAAACGGUUAAUGAAAUGGAAGAUGAAGAGGAGGAUGAAGACAUGUCAGAUUCGAGCAGUCCACCGAUCCCAUAUUCACAAAAACCUGCCCCAGAAGGGUCUUGCACUACUGAUGGUUUUUGUCAAGCAGGCAAGGAUUUACGGUUAGUAUCUCUGUGCAUGGAGCAAAUUGAUAUCCCAGCAGGCUUCCUGUUAGUGGGAGCCAAGUCUCCAAACCUUCCUGAGCACAUUCUCGUCUGCGCUGUCGACAAGCGGUUUUUGCCAGAUGAUCAUGGAAAAAAUGCACUUUUAGGAUUUUCUGGGAAUUGUAUAGGCUGUGGAGAAAGAGGAUUUCGGUACUUCACAGAGUUUUCCAAUCAUAUCAACCUGAAAUUAACCACUCAGCCAAAGAAGCAGAAGCACUUAAAGUACUACCUAGUAAGGAGCUCCCAAGGUGUACUGUCAAAGGGACCUCUUAUUUGCUGGAAAGCUGCUUCGUUUGCAGAGUGUAGAAGCAGGCAAUCAGCUGCUGCUAGCCUCCCUGCUAAGCCAAAUUCUGCGGUGUCACCGUCCACGACCCCAGAGGGCGGAUCAGCUAAUGGAUACAAAUCAGGGUUCACUCAGACAGAUUCUUCAGUGUUCAGUCCAGCAAAAUCGUCUUCUGCUAUUAAUUUAAGUGGAACUCAAGACCCGUCUCGGAACAAGAACAUUGUGAAACCUUUGGCUUUGUCAGUACAGCUUGUAGGAAAGACGUUUGCUGCAGCUCCUCUUUCACUGCGUGCCACUGAUGUUGCUAAUGGAAACGCUAAUGGAGGAAGAAAUAAUGUAUUGAGUUCUGCAGUCGCUCGGCCAAUGCCUCACUUGACCUCUCCUAUCCCUGGCUGUGCAGCUGGAGACCAAGCAUCAAUGUCCAGUUCUGGACCACCAAAGAAACGUCACCGGGGAUGGUCUCCUGGUUCCCCAGUCCCUCCUCCUGGCUUAGCGGUACCUGUUCCUGCAAUUCGGCCCUCAACUAGAACAGAGCCUCUUUUGUCAGUCCCAGUUCCUCAAUCCAUGUUAACUGGAAUUUUACAGCCUCAACCCAUCCUGGCAGGGGAGACUGUAAUAGUUCCUGAAAACCUGCUGAAUAACUCGGGAGUCAGACCAGUGAUUCUGAUAGGUUAUGGCACUUUACCUUAUUUCUAUGGAAAUGUCGGUGAUAUUGUUGUGAGUCCCUUACUGGUGAAUUGCUACAAGAUUCCACAGCUGGAAAACAAGGAUCUGGAUCUCCUGGGUUUGACCAGCAGUCAGCUGCUAAGUGUGGAGAACAUGAUACUUUUAACUAUUCAGUAUCUUGUCCAACUAGGUCCUGACCAGAUACCCCUGAGGGAAGAAUUUGAGCAGAUCAUGUUGAAAGCCAUGCAGGAGUUCACUCUGAGAGAGCGAUCCUUGCAGAUAAGUGCACAGUGCAUCUCUGUGUCGCCAGGUCAACUCCCUUGGCUUGCUAGGUUAAUUGCUAGUGUGUCCCGGGACCUCGUGCACGUGGUCGUUACCCAGAACUCGCUGGCAGAGGGCAUCUCGGAGACCUUGAGGUCUCUCAAUGAAAUGAAACAUCAUCAGAAGCUCCCGGAUUACGUAGUUGCCAUUUGCGCAUCAAAGAUACGAGGAAAUGAAUUCUGCGUAGUAGUCCUGGGUCAAUAUCAAUCUAGAGCACUUGCAGAAAGCAUGCUUACCACCAGUGAAUUUUUGAAAGAGAUCAGUUAUGAGCUCAUCACAGGGAAAGUUAGUUUCCUGGCAUCACAUUUCAAAAACACAUCUUUAGGUGAUGAUUUGGACAAGCUGUUAGAGAAGAUGCUACAGCAGCGAGGGGAAAGCGUCAUUAUUCCUUUUAAUGGAGAUGUUAGUGAGUGUGUAUCAUCACAGGAGGCAAUUGCCAUGGUUUCUACACAAGAACCAGAUUUGGAUGUUGAUACCUUCCAAAUUUACCAGCCACAGCUUACGGUUGCCAGAAAGCUCUUGUCCCAGGUUUGUGCUAUAGCAGACAGUGGCAAUCAGAGCCUGGACCUGGGCCACUUCAGCAAAGUAGACUUCAUCGUUAUCGUUCCCCGUUCAGAAGUCCUGGUGCAGCAGACCCUGCAACGGAUCCGACAAUCAGGUGUCCUUGUGGACUUGGGCCUAGAAGACAAUGGCACAGCGUAUCAGCGAGCUGAGAAGUACGUGGUUCGGCUAGACAACGAGAUUCAAACAAAAUUUGAGGUUUUCAUGAAACGAGUGAAGCAGAAUCCAUAUACGCUGUUUGUGCUGGUUCAUGACAAUGCCCAUGUAGAUUUAACAAGUGCCAUUUCAAGUUCCCUGUCACAUGGUGAGCCUAGUCAUGGUCUGGCUGAUAGAGUUAUUAAUUGCAGGGAGGUCCUUGAAGCAUUCAACCUCCUUGUUCUUCAGGUCAGCUCUUUUCCUUACGCCUUGCAAACGCAGCAGUCCAGGAUCAGCUCUAGCAAUGAGGUACAUUGGAUACAAUUUGAUACUGUGGAUGACGCUGCAAGUGAAGACAAGCUGUACUUUGGCUUGAAUGAAUACAGCAAAUCCCUCCAAUGGGGAGUCACAAGUCCACUUCUGAGAUGUGAUGAAACCUUUGAAAAAAUGGUCAACACGCUUUUAGAAAGGUACCCUCGGCUGCACAGCAUGGUGAUUCGCUGCUACCUUCUCAUCCAGCAGUAUUCCCAGGCUCUGAUGGCUCUCACGACCAUGGCCUCGCUGAGAGAUCACAGCACGCCCGAGACUCUCAGCAUCAUGGAUGACCUGAUCACUUCCCCCGGCAAGGACAAGAAUGGCUGCGGCCACAUGCUCGUCAUCAGGGUGCCAUCCGUGCAGCUGGCCAUGCUGGCCAAGGAGAGGUUACAAGAAGUGAGGGACAAGCUGGGUCUGCAGUACCGCUUCGAGAUCCUCCUCGGGAAUCCCGCUUCAGAGCUUACGGUUGCCAAACACUUUGUGACCCGGCUGAAGGCCUGGCGGGGCAAUGAGCAGGAUGACUGGAUUCCUCGCACCUACCAGGAUUUGGAGGGUCUGCCUUGCAUCGUUAUUCUCACGGGCAAGGAUCCGCUGGGAGAAACCUUCCCCAGGUCACUGAAGUACUGCGACCUGCGGCUCAUUGACUCGAGCUACUUAACUCGGACUGCAUUAGAGCAAGAAGUGGGCCUGGCAUGCUGCUACGUCUCGAAGGAGGCGAUUCGAGGGCCCAUUGUAGCUCUUGACCUGAGCGAGAAGGAGCACGAGAAGGCUAAUGGCAGCGAGAAUGACUCUGAUGAGCUGCUGAUAGACUUGGACAGACCGCAGAGUAACAGCAGCGCCGUCACCGGGACCUCAGGCUCCCUGGCUGACAACGGCGUCAGCUCCUCGAGCGCCGCGGACAAGUCUCAGAAGCAGGCACCGCCGCUCAGCUUCCAGACCGUGGCGCACAGCUCGGUCGACGAGGGGGCUUACCCUGCUUUCACAGCCGGGGAGACCCUGAAGCAAGAAUGCGACUCCCUGGGUAACCAGCUGGCGAGCAGCACCACCUCGAAACUCUCGUCGCUGUCGUCGGUCUCCCAGGCCUUUCGGUGGCCUGGCCACUCGGCCAAAGACAGCCGGGCCCUGCGCGCCGCGCUGCCGCGCAUCGUCAUCCUCUCCAAAGCGGCCUACUGCCUCCUGAGCUCGCAGAAAAGUGGCAACCUGCCUUCCUCCUCGUCCCUCCUGCCUCACGCCGACGUGGCUUGGCUGAGCUCCCUCAGGCCCCUGCUCCACAAGGACAUGAGCAGCGAGGAGCAGUCGCUCUACUACCGGCAGUGGACGACGGCCCGGCAGCACCACGCGGACUUCGGUGGUCAGGGUGAGGCGUCCGGCUUGAGGAGCUUUCACCCCAGGCGGCUGCUUUUGACGGGCCCACCACAAGUGGGAAAGACUGGCUCGUAUUUGCAGUUCCUCAGGAUCCUCUUCCGCAUGCUGAUCAGGUUGCUGGAAGUAGAUGUGUACGAUGAAGAGGAAAUAAAUGCCAAUCAUACGGAAAGCAGUGAAAUUACUCAGUCCAGCAACGACCACUGGCCAGAUAUCGAGACCUUCAGUAAAAUGUCUUUUGACCUGAGCGUACACGACCCCAAGUACAGAACUAUAAGCCCAGUGUACACAGAACAACUGUCAAGAGUGAAACAAGAAACCAGCAAAGAAACAAAACCAGAGGAAGCGAAGAAAAGAGAGACCGUGUCCAUGAUGCUGACAAAAUACGCAGCGUACAACACUUUCCAUCACUGCGAGCAGUGCCAUCAGUACAUGGACACGAACCCUGCUGCACAGGUGUCUGACUCCACCCUGCAUGCGUUCACAUUUUCAUCCUCGAUGCUAGGAGAAGAAGUGCAACUGCAUUUUAUAAUCCCCAAGUCCAAAGAGAACCAUUUUGUCUUCAGCAAGCAAGGAAAACAUCUAGAAAGCAUGCGGCUCCCACUCGUUUCUGACAAGCAGAAUUUGAACGCAGUCAAGAGUCCAAUCUUCACUCCAUCAAGCGGACGCCACGAGCACGGCCUCUUGAACCUCUACCACGCCAUGGAAGGCAUCAGCCACCUCCACCUCCUGGUGGUCAAGGAGUACGAAAUGCCGCUGUACCGCAAGUACUGGCCCAACCACAUCAUGCUCGUCCUGCCUGGCAUGUUCAACAACGCUGGCGUUGGUGCUGCCAGGUUUCUGAUUAAGGAGCUGUCCUACCACAACCUGGAGCUGGAGCGAAACCGCUUGGAGGAGCUGGGGGUUAAACGCCAGUGCGUGUGGCCUUUCAUUGUGGUCAUGGAUGAUUCCUGCGUGCUGUGGAACAUCCACAGCGUCCACGAGCAGUCCAGCCAGUCCCUGGAGCCUGAGGGUACCAGUAAGAACGUCUCUUUGAAGAGUGUUCUCCAGCACAUGGAAGCCACCCCCAAAAUCGUUCACUAUGCAAUACUGGGCGUGCAGAAGUGGAACAGCAAGCUGAAUGCCAGGAGCACGAAGGCUCCGUUCUCCAGGUGCCACGUGCGUGACUUUAUACUGCUCAACAUAGACCUGACCCAGAAUGUGCAAUAUGAUCUGAACAGGUAUUUCUGUGAAGAUGUAGAUUUUAAUCUGAGGACCAACAGCAGUGGCCUGCUCAUCUGUCGCUUCAACAACUUCAGUGUCAUGAAGAAACAUAUCCAGGUUGGAGGACAAAAGGACUUCAUCGUUAAGCCAAAAAUCAUGGUUUCGGACAGCCUGGCACCAAUAAUGCCUCUUCAGUACGUCUGUGCCCCGGACAGCGAGCAUACCUUGUUGGCAGCCCCAUCGCAGUUCCUCCUGGAGAAGUUCCUUCAGCACGCGACGUACAAACUCUUCCCCAAGGCUGUUCACAACUUCAAGAACCCGGUGCUGGCCAUUGACUGCUACCUGAACAUUGGGCUCGAGGUGGCGAUAUGCUACGUUAGCUCCCGCCCGCACUCGGUCAACGUCAACUGCGAAGGGGUGUUUUUCAGCGGACUUCUGCUCUAUCUCUGUGACUCUUUUGUGGGCGCGGACCUCCUCAAGCGAUUCAGGUUUCUGAAAGGUGCCACGCUGUGCGUCAUAUGUCAAGACAGAAGCUCGCUACGGCAGACGAUAGUCCGCUUGGAGCUGGAGGACGAGUGGCAGUUCCGCCUCCGGGAUGAGUUUCAAACUGCUAACAGCAGUGAUGACAAACCGCUCUAUUUUCUUACCGGACGCCACAUAUAAGCUUCGAUAAGACACCGAUAACAAAGAAAAAAAUAACUUUUUUUUUUUUAAAAAAAAGUACAAUCACUGUGGAGCAAAGUGCAACCAAUAUUUAUCUAGACUUCUCUAAAGGAUUCCCCAAAAUUCUAAAGUAGGCUUUAUUCCUAGGUAUAAAAUUACCACAGCAGUUACGAUUUGAAGGAUUAUGGAUUCGCGUUACGUUCUCAUCAGUCACAACUGCUGGCACUAAUCACACCGCCAGCCGAGGCGUAGGAUCUAGGAAGAGGACGUGAUUUGGUCAAUGAAGAAUUCUCUUUACCUUCAGCUGAGCUAGGGGAAGAGGCUGCUUUCCGCAGCUGCUAGCUUGAAUGUGUUACAAGAAACUCAACGCAGCAUAUGGGAUUUAUUGAAGAUACGUGGAGGAGAGCCCGCUGUUUCUCUUCAGCUCUGUACUUCGGUACGGGAAUACUCAGGGGUUUGAAACUACAAUGUAACGUAGGUAUUUGUAUUAAAAGGAAUAGUCUUGUUCUCUGUGCAGUGUUAGUUGAAGAUUUGUAAUUGUGUAUGUAUUGAAACUGUCUUUGGCAAAAUUUCCACAGGUGUUCUAAGUUUACUACUUAAACCUGAACAAAUCAGCAGACGCGUGGCAGGCACCGUGCACACAGGUGCUCCCAGCAGCGUUACUUCACCCGCUAGGUACCUUGGCUUGCUCGGUGUCCUUCUCACACAGCUCCAGCUGGCUGCAGGUGUAAGAUCAGGUCUGUCCUGUCACAGCCGUACGUGAUUCAGGUGCCAGGAGGGCAUCAGUGCCGGGGCUGCACUGGGGAGAGAAAAGAAGAGUCCAACUGAAUGAGAGCAGCGUGUACAACAGCUUAGGGGGGAAGUCCUGAGGAGCUGGGGCUGCUCAGGAGAGGUUCUGUCCAGAAGCAACCCCCACCUAGCACCGCCAGCCCCUCGUUUGGUUGACCUCUGUGCAUAGUGGUUGUGGCCUGCGAGCUGCUCCAGAAAGAAUGCAGCGCGGUACGAUUCGGCUGUCAGGGUUGAAGCACACCAGUACGCUGUUUUCCUCGUGCAGUUAACCAAUUGCUAUUUCCAUAUCUUUCCAAAAUAAAAAUAUCUCUGCACACCAUAAGCUCAUUUAUUAAAAAGUGCAGCAUGUUUUUAGAAGAGGUUCAGGUACGUUCAUCUAAUCCCCCCAAAACUAACACAUCUUUCUUUAUCCUUGACCUACAACUCAUUGGAGAAGGACCUGCCAAAGCUGCAUUUUUUUUAAACAGUGUCAAUUGAGCAACUUCUUUAUCUGGUGAAAAGGUGUUUACAAAUGGGAAAAACAACAUAUAUUAGACUGAGGCUAAAGGAAAAUGGUUUGCAUAUAAAUGUGUUAAUGUAGCUUCACUCUGAUGCUGUACAUUUGGCAAAUUUCAUGUGAACAACCAAGUUCUGUACACUUAUAUUUUCCUUCAGACACAACCUGCCUUAUAUUUAACACUUGGAAGAUGUAGGAAUGCACACGAUGCUUCUCGAAGCUUUUGGUACGCAGCUGACUGCGUGCCAGUGUUUCUGGUUUUGCCAGAAGGGCUGAAGGACACCCCGAGUCUCAGUGUGAAGCGUGAGGUACUGAGCCGCCCUUUUGUUUGUGUAUUUGAUGUUUGCACUAAGUUCUUAAAAGUCCAGGUGCUGAGACUACUAUGGCAAGUUAGCCCUCUGGUGAGGCAGUGCAAAAUUGUCCUGAAGGUUGAGCACGAAGUCAGAACGUCAGUGUAUUUGCCUUCCUUUACCGAGGAACAGUAAACCAGUUUCCUUACCUCUCUCUCUGCCAUGCAGAAGCAAGGAGCUUUGUAAUGGAAAAGAGGAUAGAUACUAAGAAGCUCAAACCCUGUAGGCCUGGCUGGUUAAAAACUUUUAACUUGUUGCCUGUGAAUUCCUGGAAAGGAUACCGUUAUUUGACAUCUGGGUUAUCGUUAUUCCUUUUUCGGUUUAAGCCUCACCAUCAAGGCCAUUCUUAUGAAUGUAUUAAAUUGGCCAGCGUUAUAUUUUUCCUGUAGAUGUUACUGUCUAUUCGCAGGUUAAAUUUGAAUGUAAACUAAGAUUUAAAGAAUCAUAUUCAAAUGCUUUUUGCUUAACUUAUGUAAUUGCUUUUUGUGACUUUUGGAGGAGGGUUCAAAACGUUGCUUUCCUAGUGUAAAGUUUUCUUAACCAAAAACUUGGUGAAUUUAGCUUCACUAGUCAGUCUACCUCAUGUUAUUGUUUAUGAACUGAAACUGUCUGAAGUUGUGGCUAUGGUAUGUUUAUAAUGUGCUUUCAUUAAAUUUGAAUAUAUUAAGUUACCAUUUAA